AUGAAUCACAGCCAUAAAGAAGCUGUGACGAAAAUCAGUGUGGUGAACCUUGAUAAACUUUUAGAUAACUUCUCAGAGAUAGAAAAGAAAAUAUCAGAAAUUAAAGAAGCAAAUAACCUACUAGUUCUUCAGCUGGAAAAAUGUAACAGGAUGUUAACAUUAAGCCAAUCAAACGAGGAAUCAGCAAAAGAAGAAUGUAGUACUCUACAGAAUGUGAUAAAAGGUCUAACACAAAUCAUUGAAAACCAGUGUAACGUGAAAGAUGAAAAUGAUAGACUGAAGGGUACCAUUCACAUCCUGGGAGAGAAAUUAAAGGCUUGUGAACAGGAAUAUAAAGAUCAGAUUGAGAAACUUAUGAUAGAAAUUAAAAACAAAGAGGAAGACUACAAAUUGGAAAUAACACAGUUGAACUGCAAUAUAAGAAAAAAAA
Molecule: messenger RNA, 430 nt
Organism: Cariama cristata (Red-legged seriema)
Lineage: Eukaryota; Metazoa; Chordata; Aves; Cariamiformes; Cariamidae
Gene: CCDC152
Product: coiled-coil domain containing 152
Exons: 5
Source: RefSeq, a predicted model, not a curated record